This is a messenger RNA of Pyrenophora tritici-repentis Pt-1C-BFP, 1266 nucleotides long. RefSeq names its product XAP5 domain containing protein. Gene Ontology annotation, cellular component: nucleus. The record is from RefSeq and is a predicted model, not a curated record. Gene Ontology annotation, biological process: chromatin organization. NCBI's taxonomy places the organism in Eukaryota, Fungi, Ascomycota, Dothideomycetes, Pleosporales, Pleosporaceae.
AUGGUCUUUCCCCCAACGGCAUCGCGUCGCGUACACCAAGUCACAUGCAGCACUAGCGCGGAUGCUUCUCAACUAUUGGCUAGCGCAAGCAACAGUCCACUCCAACCAUUGCAACCCUCACUUCGCCUCUCUUGCCGGCAUUAUUUCGUAAUCAUGGAUAGGUUUGAAUCCAGUUCAAGCGACCGCGCAGAUGCUGCCGGAAAUGCACGCUUCACUUCCCAAGCGGCAACAGCGGAAGAUCUACUGAAGGAGCAAACUGUUGGCCUGGUAAACCUCAACGACUAUCGCAAGCGGCGCGCCGAGGCUUUGGAAAGGAAGGAGCGGGGCGACACGGCGGGCGACCUAAGUAGCAGCACACAGUCGGACGGGGCAUCGACGCCAAAAGCCGUCUUCAAGAAGAAGCGCAAGGUAGCUGCAAAAGGCAAACUGUCAUUUGGCGUAGACAAUGACGAAGAUACCGACACCAAUGUCUCCAAGACACCCACCCUGCGCGAAAACACACCGGCUGACUCGUCGGCCCUGGGUUCGGAAGCAGAAACGAAAGUCGUCAAGAAGAAACUGGGUGCAAACUCCAACAUUGGACUAAAGCCCCGCGUCAUGACCAAGACGGCCUUACAGAGGGAAGCGCAGCAGGCAGAGCAGGCGCGACAAGAUUUCCUCAUCAUGCGCGAAGCUGUCAAGGCCACCGAAGUAGUCAUACCCUUUGUCUUCUACGAUGGCACCAAUAUCCCCGGAGGGCGAUGCAGGAUAAAAAAGGGCGAGCAGAUUUGGCUAUUUCUAGAUAAAGCUAGAAAGGUUGGUGCAGAACUGGGAGUGGGCGGCGACAAGAGUAGGAGGGAUUGGGCCAGGGUCAGUGUAGACGACUUGAUGCUUGUUAGAGGAGAAGUCAUUUUGCCACACCACUACGAGAUGUACCAUUUCUUGUUUCACAGAGUAACAGGCUUUGACGGUCUCAUCUUCGACUACUCGGCGCAACCCACCAAAGCAUCUCCGAGUGCUACCAACCCAGACGCAGAAGAGGACAUGGCUGCAUACGACCCACUAGCUCAGCCGCAGAAGAAGAAGAGCAAAGAUUCCAGUAUACCAGAUGAGGAGCUCGAAGGCUUCCAUGAAGACCCAGCCCUGACAAAGGUUGUGGAUAGGCGGUGGUACGAGCGCAACAAGCACAUCUUCCCAGCGAGCGCGUGGACAGAGUACGCCCCGGACAAGGACUUGUCGAAAGUGCAGCGAAAGGACGCUGAGGGCAACGCUUUCUUCUUCACCUAA